Messenger RNA from Tarenaya hassleriana, 1132 nucleotides. RefSeq names its product floral homeotic protein APETALA 2. Bases 155 to 1132 code for a protein of 325 amino acids. The transcript has 2 exons. Gene Ontology annotation, molecular function: DNA-binding transcription factor activity; DNA binding. Gene Ontology annotation, biological process: ethylene-activated signaling pathway; regulation of DNA-templated transcription. The record is from RefSeq and is a predicted model, not a curated record. NCBI's taxonomy places the organism in Eukaryota, Viridiplantae, Streptophyta, Magnoliopsida, Brassicales, Cleomaceae.
UCCAACGACAAUUUGUUUUUUUUUUUUAAAGGUGGCGCAGGAGAUUUACGUGUGGGCUCACAACGUGGCGAACCGUCGUGAGUCGAGCAGCUACGCCGCCGCGGCGGCCGGAGAGAAGGAAUACUACAAAAAUGUGGAAGAAAUUGCGAGGAUCAUGAACGAGCCUGAGCAUGUUCCGGCGAGUUAUGACUGGUCGGCUCCCGACAUGUCCGCCAUGGUUUCGGCUUUGACCGACGUUGUCUCCGGCGAUUCCAAACCCUCUGUCUCCGUCAGCAGAUUCACGAGUUCUUCUUCUUCCUCGUUGAGACUCAAGAGAGGACGAGAAGAGUACAAUCUGGCUUCUGAUCAAGUCCCGGUUUCUUCAGUUAUAGCCCGAGCUGAGACCGUGACAGAAGAAGAGGGUGGAAGCUCCAAGGGGAGGCCGAGGAGAUACAGAGGCGUGAGGCAAAGGCCGUGGGGGAAAUGGGCGGCGGAGAUAAGGGACCCACACAAGGCGGCGCGUGUGUGGCUCGGAACCUUUGACACGGCUGAGGCAGCCGCCAGGGCUUACGACUCGGCCGCCCUUCGCUUCAGAGGUUGCAAAGCCAAGCUCAACUUCCCUGAAAACGUGACCGCCCUUGACCGCCACCCUCCUGAUCCAAAUCCCCAAACGCAAACCCAAUCGCAAUCGCUUCCUUCUGCUACGGCGUCGUUUCAUGGUUUCGGGUAUGGGAAAGGGGCGGCGGAGAUAAGGGACCCCCACAAGGCGGCGCGUGGGUGGCUCGGAACCUUUGACACGGCUGAGGCAGCCGCCAGGGCUUACGACUCGGCCGCCCUUCGCUUCAGAGGUUGCAAAGCCAAGCUCAACUUCCCUGAAAACGUGACCGCCCUUGACCGCCACCCUCCUGAUCCAAAUCCCCAAACGCAAACCCAAUCGCAAUCGCUUCCUUCUGCUACGGCGUCGUUUCAUGGUUUCGGGUAUUCACCUUUUGAGAGUCCGCGGUCUGGUCAGUUCUUGGUUGACUCUGGUGGUGGGUCCACGUUGCAGCCGCCAUUGUUGUACGGACAAGGACAGGACGCGACGUCGUUUUCACCUCGGUAUAUGUUUCAGUCUCCUCCAGCGAAUCCGUGUGAUUCGCCAUGCCGCCGGUGA